AAGAUUACAAAACCUAUUUGAGAGAGCAUCACUGUCAAGGAAGAUAACAAGCAGACAAAGAAAAUGGGUUGUUUCGGACCAUCUAAGAGUUCAAGAACAAGAAACCACAAACAAGAUUCUAUGACACGACAAAACACAUCUCCUCAACCUCAACAACCUCAAAGCUUGAGAACCGAAGAAGUUCUGUUGCAGAUUCCUAGAUGUAGAGUCCAUCUCAUUAACGAAUCCGAAGCCGUGGAGCUCGCCUCAGGCGAUUUCAAGCUCGUUAAGGUCCUAGACAACGGCGUGACUCUAGCUAUGAUCGUGAGAAUCGGACAUGACCUUCAGUGGCCGGUGAUUAGAGACGAGCCAGUGGUGAAACUCGACGCACGUGACUACCUCUUCACGCUUCCGGUUAAAGACGGCGAUCCACUUAGCUACGGUGUCACUUUCUCAGGAGACGACAGGGACGUAGCCCUUGUGAACAGCCUAAAGUUAUUGGACCAAUUCUUGAGUGAGAAUUCAUGUUUUUCGCAUUCGGCGUCGAGUAAGGUUAAUAAAGGAAUCGACUGGGAAGAGUUUGCGCCGAGGAUUGAGGAUUACAACAACGUAUUAGCUAAGGCUAUUGCUGGAGGAACAGGACAUAUCAUUAGAGGAAUAUUCAGUCUCAGUAAUGCUUACUCUAACCAGGUUCACAAGGGAGGUGACAUAAUGAUUACAAAGGCUGAGGAAAGCCAGAGGAAUGGAGGUUACAACAAUGGAAACUCUAGUGGUGCUGAGAGGAAAAAUGGAAUCAACACAAACCUUCAACGAGUGAGGAAGAUGUCAAAGGCAACUGAAAAUUUGAGCAAGACGAUGUUGAAUGGUGCGGGAGUUGUGAGCGGUUCUGUGAUGGUCCCUGUGAUGAAGUCAAAACCAGGGAUGGCUUUCUUCUCCAUGGUUCCAGGGGAGGUCCUCUUAGCUUCACUUGAUGCCCUUAAUAAAAUACUAGAUGCAACUGAAGCCGCAGAGAGACAAACUCUAUCUGCUACAUCCAGAGCUGCUACCAGAAUGGUCAGUGAGAGGUUUGGAGAUAACGCAGGGGAGGCGACCGGAGAUGUUCUAGCAACAGCCGGUCACGCGGCUGGAACUGCAUGGAAUGUUCUCAAGAUCCGCAAGACUUUCUAUCCUUCAUCUUCUCUCACGUCCGGGAUCGUCAAAAAUGCUCCAAGAAAGUGAUAUGUAUAUAGUGAGUCAUAUUUUCAGUGACCACUUCUAUCGACGUAUGAUCGAUGAGGACUCAUCAGCUAUGCUAUUUAGAUUCUCUACAUAAUGAGGACUCAUCAGCUAUAGUUUGUACGUAAUGUAUUAAUGGAGCUAAAUUUAAAUAAGCUCUCCAAAGUGUGUUAAGUUUUAUGUUUUUAACUCAAGACCAAUUUACAA
This is a messenger RNA of Capsella rubella, 1401 nucleotides long. Its product is annotated as senescence/dehydration-associated protein At4g35985, chloroplastic. Gene Ontology annotation, cellular component: plasma membrane. The coding region runs from base 64 to 1197 and encodes 377 amino acids. The transcript is spliced from 5 exons. NCBI's taxonomy places the organism in Eukaryota, Viridiplantae, Streptophyta, Magnoliopsida, Brassicales, Brassicaceae. The record is from RefSeq and is a predicted model, not a curated record.